Molecule: messenger RNA, 438 nt
Organism: Striga asiatica
Lineage: Eukaryota; Viridiplantae; Streptophyta; Magnoliopsida; Lamiales; Orobanchaceae
Source: the annotation of a GenBank genome assembly
AAAUCUAAGGAUGGCAGCGGUUCGGGUUCGGAUCGGAUGGAACCUCAGGGCACCCAAAACCAAAACCCAAACUUAAAAACCAAAACCAAAACCAAAACUGUUUCGGACAACAACAUAAAACAUGACAACUUAGGAAGAGUACCAGGCAACCAGUCACAAAUUAGCAAGUACCAACGUACAGUACAAGCCAUAAAGGUAGUAGAGUACAUAGCUAAGCCAAGCCAUGUGCCCAGCCCAUGUCCAGACUCCAGAAACAUAGAAAUAGAAGUUCAAGGCCUUCAGGCACACACACAUACACACAUACUCACGCACGGGAGUCGGGAGAGGAGAAGAGUUCGGUCGGCAUUUUUUUUUAGUCGGGAUGUUGGUGGCGGUGCGGCUGUUGGUCACGCAGGCACGGGAGAGGAUAAGAGGCAGAGGAAAUUUCCACUUAUAUAG